Microbotryum saponariae is the source of this 1840-nucleotide messenger RNA. Lineage: Eukaryota; Fungi; Basidiomycota; Microbotryomycetes; Microbotryales; Microbotryaceae. The record is from the annotation of a GenBank genome assembly.
AUGGGUACGUGGUGCCCGUGCCAGUAUAUAGGUCCUUGCUCCCGAGUUGCGCUCUGGUUUGCCCGUUGCCGCCAUCCGAGUCGCGAUACACCGGAGCGCAUACCGGGAGGCUGUCACCAUCCGGGAUCCGCAGAUGACAGCGCAUAUGUAAUCGCUCAAACUGUCGGGCCACUGAUCUCACCACUCUCGCCCACUCUCACAUCAGCUCGCAAAAACAUCCUCGUCACUGGUGCGGCUGGUUACAUUGGUACGUCGUCGCGAACGUUUCCGUUUCGGCGGAGCGUGCACGUGGAGUUCCCAUCGAUGGCGCCCGAGCGGAGCGGAUCGAUCAUCUUGACUGGCUCGCUGACCACUGGCGAUCAUCAUCCAUCACGCCCCACCGCUUCGCUUCGGCUUUGCUCGUGACUCCCGCCGAACAGGCUCGCACAUCGCAUUAUGCUGCCUCUUGUCGGGCCAGUACUCGGUCGUGACCAUUGACAAGUCAGUCUCAACCGCAAGCUAGCUGGCCGCCUGUGGCAUACCUUCCCGACGCGGCCUAACUCAUCCCGAUCGCUGACCGUGGUCGUCCGGCCUAUGCGCCACUCUUCCCUCUCGCGCUUCAAUCUGUCACGCACUCUUCGAUGGAACUAGCUUCUCCAACUCGUUCCCAACGGCCAUGACCCGCGUCUCCAAGCUCGCCGUCGAGGCCUUACCCGCCGACGCCUCGGACGAAGAGAAGAAGGCCUGCCAGAUCGACGUCGUCAAAGGCGACAUCACCAUCAAGUCCGACAUCGAGAAAAUCUUCGAGGCGUACAAGGCCAAGGGCGGUAUUUGGGGUGUCAUCCAUGUUGCGGCUCUGAAGGCGGUGGGAGAGUCGGCCGAGAAGCCGAUUCAGUACUACGAGGCCAACAUCACGGCCACCAUCAACUUGCUCGAUGUGAGUGAGGGGAGAUGAAACAGAUUGAACUUCCUUCGAAGCUGACGCACGUAUCCCACUCCAUAGGUCAUGGCUCGCCACCAGGUGUACAACAUCGUCUACUCGUCGUCCGCGACCGUCUACGGGGCCCCCCAACAGAUCCCCAUCCCCGAGACCUCGGUCCUCGCCCCCGAGUCCGUCUACGGCCGUACCAAGCACAUGUCCGAACUGAUCAUCAAGGACGUGUGCGACUCGAACCCCGACACGUGGCGAGCGAUCGGUCUGCGCUACUUCAACCCCGCCGGUGCUCAUCCCUCCGGUGAGAUCGGUGAGGACCCUCGAGGCAAGCCUGGAAACCUGUUGCCCCUUUUGGCGCAGAUGGCCGUUGGUAAAUUCGCCAAGGAGGGGCUGAAGAUCUUCGGUAACGAUUACCCUACGCCCGAUGGCACUUGCGUUCGUGACUACAUCCACGGUCAGUUCUUGCGCGUCUUGUGGCGAUCUUGUCACCCCGAAAGGUACAUGAUCCUAUCAAAAGACGGCAUGACUCAUCCCUUUGACGCUUCUUCACACACAGUCAUGGACUUGGCCCAAGGCCACGUCGACGCCCUCGCCGCCCUAACCCGCGACUCGACCUACGCCUCCCUCGGCACCCAAAAAUCCCAAUUCGGUGGUUCCGGCGGCAAAUACAAGGCGUACAACCUCGGUAAAGGAAAGGGCAUGUCCGUCCUCCAAAUGGUCGAAGCCAUGCGUGUAGCGUCAGGUUUCGAAUACAAGUACGAGAUCGUCGGAAGAAGGGUCGGCGACGUGCCGGAUUUGACGGCCGAUCCGGCGUUGGCGGAGAAGGAGAUGGGCUUCAAGGCGCCGAGGAACUUGCAGGAGAUGUGUAGGGACCAAUGGAACUGGCAGUCCAAGAACCCCAAGGGGUACGAGGGACAGGAGGAGUAG